AGAAAAACGGCUCUGGUCCACUUCAGUUUCACUUUCUCUUGACUGGGAAAGGGCCCAUUUUGUCGUGCUAAAGGGUAACCGAGAAGACACACGGAACAAGAAUAAAUAACUAAGCUGUCCUCUGUUUUUAUUCCCCUCCGAUAAAAUGAGCGUUUUGCUAAGGGAAAUACAAGCCUACGAUCCAAGCGCAGCGAGGACACUCCUAGGAGCAGAUUUCUGCACAGACUCAGAGAUCCAGACUCUAUCAAGAGAAGACCUGCAUGAGCUUUUUCCUGGAUCCAAGCAGCUAAAGUUGAGGAGGAAGAUUUUUGAAAUAAUCAACAAACAGAAACCAAUUGAGAAGCUCCUGAAAGAUCUUAGAGGUUUCCUCCCAGAUGAUUCCAUAAAGGAUGCUCUAAGCAGCAAUGGGGUGUUGGUUGACUACCUCCAUCUCCUGAAGGACAUGAAAGUUCAACUGAACAAUGUGCAGAGUUUCCUUGAUGCACACAUUCGUUUACUGGAGGACAUCAAAGCUCAGCCACAGCAAAGACAUGAUGCAGGUUCUGCUGCUGAGGCGCUGGCUGGUCCAACUAGUUUCUCUUUUGCACCACAUGACACCACAUCACAAAAACCUCAAGUGACUGUGAACUACAACCUGGUGAUCAGUGGUCAAACAUUUGAUGCCCAUCGUCAGAUUCUGAGCCAAGUUAAGAGCUCAGCACUGCAGCUGAACUUGGUGGAGAGCCAGAGGAGUGACGAUUGCCAGAUCGUGUUGGUCUUCUGUCCAAUUGCUUCACGUAUGGGAACAGAUGUGGAAGCAGCCAUGACAAUGGUUACAGGUACUAAACCUGUCAUUCUGAUCUUGAUGCAUCAUGCUCAUGAACCAAAACAUGUUGGCAGAAUGGAAACCUGGGACUACAAUCCUAAGAUUGUGCAGCAUUUCAGUGUUUUCUAUCACGAGAGUGUAAAUGGAUUAAUAAAAUGCAAGGAAAAUAAUGAUGCCAUCUCUGGAAUAAGGCAGGAAUUAUUAAAACACGGAGUACUUACAGAGACAAGGGACUAUUCUGUUAGUCAGAAAAAAAGCUUUCUUGGCUUGUUUUAUUCAUAGCUUGCAAAGGCUGUGCUGAUUGGGACAAUUAUAACAACUAGUAGUGUGAAAUAGUUGGCAAGAAAAGUGAAAGAUUCAGAUCUACAUGUUAAAAGUGGGUGGUUAAUCUGUUUAAAGUUAAAUAAUUUUUAACAUUUAUAGUUAAUUCCUACAUACUUUUUGUCUAAAAUAAUAUAAUAAAUUGUUAGACUGCAUUGGUGAGAGGUAAGAAAACCACAUUACUGUUUUGUGCAAAUACUUUCUGACAUAGUUGUGGCUUUAAACAGUGAUUGUAAUUCAACAAAUAAACCACAUGUUUCAGAA
Messenger RNA from Poeciliopsis prolifica (blackstripe livebearer), 1390 nucleotides. RefSeq lists its product as uncharacterized. Bases 146 to 1087 code for a protein of 313 amino acids. NCBI's taxonomy places the organism in Eukaryota, Metazoa, Chordata, Actinopteri, Cyprinodontiformes, Poeciliidae. The record is from RefSeq and is a predicted model, not a curated record. The transcript is spliced from 8 exons.